Molecule: messenger RNA, 1305 nt
Organism: Miscanthus lutarioriparius
Lineage: Eukaryota; Viridiplantae; Streptophyta; Magnoliopsida; Poales; Poaceae
Source: the annotation of a GenBank genome assembly
AUGUCGGGGUGGAGCUCGCUCGCCCGCGCCCGCACCGGGGUGGAGCUCGCUCGCCCGCGCUCGCGCUCGCGGCGGCCGGGCGGAGCUCCUCCCUCAGCUUCCGCUGGAAGGACGCUUGCUCGCGGCGGCCAGGAGCGCUCGCGUGUCGCUCGCGAGGUCGACCACCUGCUGCGCGCCGGGUUCCCCAACUACGUCAAGGGCGCGCGCUUCGCGGGGCCCUUCACCGACCUCCUCGGUAGCGGCAUCUUCCUCGCGGACGGCCGCCUGUGGAGCCUCCAGCGCAAGCUCGCCUCCUACUCCUUCUCGUCCCGCUCGCUGCGCCGCUUCUCGGGGCGUGUCCUCCGCGCCCACCUACACCGCCGGCUCUUGCCUCUCCUCGCGACCGCGGCCGACGCCGGAGUGGCCGUUGACCUGCAGGAUGUGCUCAAGCGCUUCGCCUUCGACAACAUCUGCGGCGUCACGUUUGGGGUCAAGGCCUCGACGCUGCUUGAGCUCGGGGAGGAGGACGGCGGGGGCAGGGGACGCCGCCGCCGGCACGAUGCGUUCUUCAAGGCGUUCGAUGCUGCUCGAGCUCGGGGAGGAGGACGCCGUGGCGUCGGAAGCGAGAGGCAGCUCUACGAGGCCAUCCGCGUUGUCGACGAGGACGUCGCAGCGAUCAUGGAGGAGCGGCCGCGCGGGCACGGCGACGACGAGCAGCACCUGUUGUCGCGGUUCGCGGCGGCGAUGGUGGAAGACAAGGGGAGCGAGCUCGACGCCAUGUUCCGGUCACCGGAGGCGAAGCGGCGGUUCCUGCGGGACAUCGUCGUCAGCUUCGUGCUGGCCAGGAAGGACACCAUGUCCUCCGCGCGCACAUGGUUCUUCUGGCUCCUCGCCGCCAACUCGCGCUGCGAGCGACGCGUGUAUGAGGAGGCGGCGUCGCUCUCGCUCCACGGACACGGAGACGACCACGGCGUCGACGAUGUCGACGGCGGCGGCUACAACGAGCUUAGGGGGAUGCACUACCUACACGCGCCGAUCACUGAGGCGAUGCGGUUGUACCCGCCGGUGCCCAUCAACUCGCGGGCGGCGGCCGUGGGGGAUGUGCUGCCGGACGGCACUACUGUGCACGGCGGCUGGUUCUCGGACUACUGCGCGUACGCUAUGGGGAGGAUGCCACAGCUGUGGGACGAUGACUGCCGCGAGUUCCGCCCCGAGCGGUGGCUCGACGGCGGCGGCGAGUUCGUGGCGGUGGACGCGGCGAGGUACCCGGUCUUUCACGCGGCCCGCGGGCGUGCCUCAGGAAGGAGAUGGCGUAUGUGCAGAUGA